GGAACAAGAACGCAGCAGAGUUUGUGAAGGAAGGCAGAGAAGUUGCCUGGGCGGAGGAAGCUGGUGGAGGAAGGAGGGAGGGGGGAAGAAACAAAUUGGCAGGCAACUCGUGGUGCCUUGCAUCCGUACCAGAGGCAGCAUCAAUUGUCAGUGUUCCUUUCCUCCCUUUGUACAACACCCCUUUCCCUCCUACAGACCACCCAAAGCCCUAUAAAUAACCGGAGCGCUCUCUUCCUCCCUCAGACUCCUCUCUCUUCAGCAAGGAAGCCUGCGAGCUAGAAGGCAAGAGGGAACAGGGCAGAGAUGGCCAGCGAAUUCAAGAAGAAAAAGUUCUGGAGGGCGGUGGUGGCUGAGUUCUUCGCCAUGAGCCUCUUCAUCUUCAUCAGCAUCGGCGCGGCGCUGGGCAUCAACUUCCCCAUCCCCAGCGCCAACGACACUGUGCCGCGGGUCCAAGACAACGUGAAAGUCUCCCUGGCUUUCGGGAUCUCUAUCGCCACCAUGGCCCAAAGCGUGGGGCACAUCAGCGGCUGUCACCUGAACCCGGCCGUGACUCUGGGCCUCCUGCUCAGCUGCCAGAUCAGCAUCUUGAGGGCCGUCAUGUACAUUAUCGCCCAGUGCUUGGGGGCAGUCGUGGCCACAGCCAUCCUUUCCGGGAUCACGUCCGGGCUGGCGGACAACUCAUUGGGGCUCAAUGCGGUAAGGCGACCCAUCCCAGACUUCCUUCUCUGCUCCUCCUCUGUACCUGUACCUGUCUGCGGGUUAAGGCUCCAGAAAACCACAAAAGGAGAUUUGCUCUACUCAACUGCCUUGGGGGACAGGUUAUAAAGACAUAGCAGAAAUUGAUAACUGAACAGGUGAUGUGUAGGGAGAAGGGAUGGAGUUUUGAAAUGAAAGUUGGAGAUCUUAUUGUACUUAGGAACAGCAAAGGAAGGAGGAAAAAUAGAAGGAUCAACCGGGGGGUGGGUGGGAAGUCAGCUUUUAAAAUUGCAUAAAAUUUGUACUAAUUUGGUCACAGUUUGUUAAAAAACGAUGAGAAAUCAAUUUUAAAAACUGGCAAAAAAAAACCCCUCAAGAAAACCAAUAGCCUCAAAAGGCCAGAUGUUUGACCACUGGUUUCCAGAGCCACUUGUUAAAAGGGUGUGGAGGUUGCUGGGUCUCUUUCCAGGGAUGUUGGAGUCGUAAGGUGGCAAAGGUAGCAGAUGUUCCAGAAGGUGGCCAGCUUUUAUUUUCAUUGGUCCAGCAGGGCCCUUUCACUUCUACCCACUCUGCAACAGGACAGGGUUCGGCAGGUGCCGUGCGUUCUGGCUAGAUGCAAAGGGAGGCGAAUGGGUUUUGCAGAACGAAGGCAUCUGGGGAGAAGCAGCUGACAAAUUCUCUCUUUUUUAGGAAGGUUCCAAGCUUGGCAGUUCUGCUGGCUGUCUCUGUGGCUGGUCACACUGGGUGGGAAUUUCCACACACAGCUGUGAAUGGCCAAAGAGCCCUGCCAGAAGAACGUUGACAAUCCCAUUAAGAUUCUUUCUUUCUUUCUUUCUUUCUUUCUUUCUUUCUUUCUUUCUUUCUUUCUCUCUCUCUCUCUCUCUCUCUCUCUCUCUCUCACUCACACACACACACACACACACACACACACACAAGCUAUGGAGACAAAUGUAAUGGGAGUGUCAGAUGGGAUGGAUGCAAAAUGAGAGUUCCCCUUGAAGACCAUAUUACGGGUGUUCAGGAUUUCCACGGUUUUUCUUGGAAAUAGCUUCCUGGCAGGUAGAAAUUUCAGCUGCUGGUGGUAACCAAUUCCCCAUCUCAGCAUUUCAUCCCAGGGUGAAAAAACCACACCUGUUGAUUUUCUGCCUGGCAGCUGCUAUUCUGAAAAGCACAGGAACUGGGAGACACCUGCUCGUUUCAGUCUGGCUGAAACCCCUUAGGCGUUGCUUCGCGUGGGCUUUGACCGAAUGGAUUUACUGGUGAAAAGCACUAACUCCUGGAGAGCUAAGGAUUCAACCCUAACCUUUGCCACCACAUGCAUAUCUUGUAAUCGUCAGCAACUGUGUAUUUCUUAUCCUUUUCUCUGGUUGCUUACUACGGUGGAGGUAUUCAGUGUCACCAAAGCCAUUGUAGGGCUGUCCAGUGUUGAGUUCGAGUCGGCUGAAGUAUCUUUAAGAGUGGCACCGAAGGGAGAAUUCUGCCAGAGGCACCCUUUUCCUUACCCAGAACAGUAACAGCAGUGGCUGGUUCCUCCGGUCCUAUGCUGCCAAGUUUCCACAAGUGGGAGCUGCAACAGAAAGUUGCAGUAUAUCCUUAACCCCUAACAGGACUGCUCCUAAUCAGAGUCCCAGUCAUACCUUUCCAUUGUUAGGGGCUAAAGCCAAUUCACUCUACCUUCUUGGCUUCCCGUCGCUCUUUUCCAACUCAGCAGUUCUUGACUUUUGGUGAUCCCUGAGCAUGUCAAAUCUUCAUUAGCCUUGCUUUUGUUGUGGGGGGAGAGUUGGCCUCUUUCCAUGUUUUCGUUUUAUUCUUUAAAAGAUCACCUGCCCUUUUGCAAACCUUGAGGCUCCUCUGAGCGUGCUUCUCUCUGGUUUGGCUCUAGUUUUGCUGGCACUCAAAACAGGUGAUCAACAUUGGAGGAAGCAGUGGGUUUGGUCCUGGGGUACAUGGGGUACAUGCCUACAUAAUACCUGUACUCCACACCUGCAGAGGCAUUUGAGCACUGAGCCCAGGUAUAUCCUGCUCUUUGCUGACUGAAGGAGAACCACAGGAACAUUGGCAUUCGUUGGAGGCAAUCUGACUGGUCAUGCGCUACCCCCUGCGCGUGGUAAGAAGGGAUAACUGCUACAGUUGUCUCUUGAGAGCUGACCCAUCUCUCAAAAUAGAUAGGGCUCGUCUCCUAGAACAGGGAAACUGAUGCCCUCUAGAUGUUGCCGGACAACAACUCCCAUCAUCCCUGACCGUUGACCAUGUUGGCUGGGACUGCUGGCAGUUACAGUCCAACAAUAUCUGUAGGGUCACAGGUUCCUAUACCCACCCUGGAUUCGGGGACAGCCAUCUCCAAUUUGGCAUCCUCCGCUGUUGUUGGAACCUCCCAGCCAGCAUGGUCAAUGGACAUACUCAGAUCGAUAUUGGACCACAACUCCCAUGGUCAAUGGACAAGGACCAUGGGAGUUGUAGUCCAAUGUCGAUCUGAGUGCAGCAGGCUGGGGGAGAGACUGUUCUAGGACCGGAAACUCAGUUAAGAGCUGCUUCUUCCAUUAAUACUUGUGGGAGGUGUGGGGUGGAAGGCAACAUUCAACCACCAUGGGGGGGGGGGGGCAGCUGAAAGAAGGAGGGGGUCCCGCCCAUGUCCCGAAGCUGCUUUUUCCAGAGGCCCAGAGUCAUAGUAACUGGGACGCGGGUGGCGCUGUGGGUUAAACCACAGAGCCUAGGACUUGCCAAUCAGAAGGUCGGUGGUUCGAAUCCCCGCGACGGGGUGAGCUCCCGUUGCUUGGUCCCUGCUCCUGCCAAUCUAGCAGUUUGAAAGCACAAAGUGCAAGUAGAUAAAUAGGUACCACUCCAGCGGGAAGGUAAACAGUAUUUCCGUGCGCUGCUCUGGUUCGCCAGAAGCGGCUUAGUCAUGCUGGCCACAUGACCCGGAAGCUGUACGCCGGCUGCCUGGGCCAAUAAAGCGAGAUGAGCGCCGCAACCCCAGAGUCGGCCAUGACUGGACCUAUCGUCAGCGGUCCCUUUACCUUUACCUUUAGAGUCAUAGCAUGUUGUCUGCAUCUCCACCGUGGGCCAAAAAUCAGCUGGAGGGGGGGGACCUUAAGCUGAAAAAGGACAAGGGGGAGGGUUAAAGACCCUCUCCCUAGUCACUCAGCCACCUUUCACUAAGCUGCAACUUGCCUUGGAAUGUUGUGUGUUAAAAGAGAGAGAGAGAGAGAGAGAGAGACCUACAGAGAGUAUCGCCCAACUCCACUUAAACAUGCCCUUUGGAGCCUUAGAGAGCUCUCCAGAAAAUUGCAGCGUCUGGUCGCCCCAGCCGCCUCCCUCCCACCAGCUGGCUUCCAUCCAGCGCACCAGCGGAGCAGUACUUCAUUCAACUUGUUUUUAUUAUUGCUUGUUAGCUGCCCUGAGCCCAGCCUUGGCUAGGGAGGGCGGGGUAUAAAUAAAAAAUAUUAUUAUUAUUAUUAUUACUGCUCCAGACCUUUUAAACAUUUACUCUGCCUUAAACAAGCCCCCUCCUUCUCCGCAGCUGCUGCAGACGGGCUCAUAGGUUUCGAGGGAGGGCUGUCAGAAAUUGUGGUGGGGGCGCGAGGGUGUGUGGAAGGAGCCUGCCCCUCGUAGGAGGCGUUCAGCAAGGCUAGGGGAUGUCGAUGGGCUACAACUAAGUAUGGACACCCCCCUGAGGUCCUUAGAGAGAAAGGCGGGAUAUAAAUGCAAAUGACAACAAUGACAAUCAUAAUAUUAAUUUCAGUUCCAUUCGUUGUUCCUAGCCUUAAGUUUGGUUUACCACUUUUCUAUAUUGCUUUGUCCUUUGUUCAAAACAAAACCGAAGCGCUCAUGGAAAUUUGCCAGCGUUUUAGUGAGCAUUCCUCCUAAUCUACACAUUUUUGCACCCCCCCUAAAUUUAAUGCAUUUUUGUAUGUGAUUUUCACCAAAUACACGCAUCUUCAUGAACGUGUCUUUCCAAUAAGUGCAUUUUCUUGCACGUAUUUUUGUUGUUGGGGGAAGUGCAUUGCAAAAUUCAGAGAAGGGAAAAUUUCGGACAGCUGAGUCUCAUUUUGGGCAUUGCUAUUGGAAAGUGCGAAUUUAAAUACCACACUGAAUUUCUUCCCCAUCCUCGUCUACUUUUUUAAAAAAAUAAAAAGGCACAUUAAUUGUUUCCACACAAUUAAUGUGAAGUGCAGUUUGACCCUGAAACCCUGGAAAACACCCACCUGUCAGUUAGAACAGGCAACACCUAGAAUUUUGAUCCAUCUGCUGCUUUUAUUCAUUCUUUAUUGUCAGUUUUCUAAAAGUAGUUUUCUCUUGCAAGCCAAGUUGGAAAAACAAAGGGCCGGCCAGCAAAUUGUAUAAGUAAAUCAGCAAAUAAAUUAGCGGAACGACCGCCUGACUCAAUAGAAGGUAACCACAAAUGUCCAUGAUGAAUCAGAAAGAGUUUCAGCCAACGCCCAGGAACAUAGGAAGCUAUGUUAUAAUGAGUCAGCUCAGUAGAGUCUACACUGGCUGGCAGGAGCUCUCUGGGAUUUAAGAUGGGGAGCCCCCACCCAGCCCUACCUUGAAAUACCAGGAACUGAACCCAGAACCUUCUACUUGCAAACCACAGAGCCACAGCCUGCAGUGAGCCAUACUGGUGAGAUCAGAAAAGCUUCUGGUCUUAUCAACAGUUGUUUUGCUUUCCUCAGAAUCGCACAGGCUUUUAUCCUAAGGAGGAAAUUAAUCUUCACUGAUUCUUUUGCUUUGGGCGCAAUGAGGGGUGAGCUCUAAGGCCUUAUCAGCUGUGGCUGAGAGAUCUUCUUCAUCAGGCUCUUUGUGGCUUAGGGCCCUUGUACUUAUGGGACCACCUCUCCUGGUAUGCCCCACAGAGAAGUUCAUGAAUAAUCAUAGUUUAGAGGUCCCGGGCCCUAAGGAAGUUAGAUUAUCCUCCAGCAGGGCCAGGGCCUUCUCAGUGAUGGCUCUGACCUGGUGGAACGCUCUGUCCCAUGAGACCAGGGCCCUGCAGGAUUUAACUUCCUUCCGCAGGGCCUGUAAAACAGAGCUAUUCCGCCUGGCUUUCAAUUUGAACCUGGCCUGAUCUUUUAUUCCCCUUCCUUCCCUCCCCUCCCUUUUUUCAAAAGAUUACCCGCUCUGGGAUCCCACAGCUGGUUCUCCCCUGGUCUCCUCACUGGCCCAAGUGGGACUAAUUUAGCCAGCUAGCCCUGGUGAUCAUCUAAUGUUUAUUGGAUGGAUUUCCCCCCUAAGUUGAUUUUUGAUUUUAUUGUUAUUUAUGCUUUAUACCGUAUUUUAUGCUGGUUUUUUUUUUUUUUUUUUGGUGGCAUCAAUUUGUUGUUAGCCACCCUGAGCCCGGUUUCCUGAACUGGGAAGGGUGGGGUAUAAAUUAUUAUUAUUAUUAUUAUUAUUAUUAUUAGCCCUAAACUCUCAACAAGACCUCUGGUGCUGGUGAAAGACUUUACAGGGGUGUCAACUUGACUAAAAUAUGGGGGGGGGGCAGGUAAACCUCACCCCACAUAAUCGAUCCCAUGAUGUGAUGCACACACACUAUUUGAAUGGCAAUGGCCAUCUUUUGGGGGGCGGCGGUGAAGGGACCUCAGCCCCUAGGAGUUGGCUCCUACAAGUCUUUUCAACACCCAAACAACAGCCUGGGACCACAACAUAGGUUAAAAAGUUGUAGCGUCAUAUCCCCGCUGGGCCCCAAUCCAGUUUACAUCUCACCUUGAGCCCCCUCCUCGCUGAAUCCCCACAACACCUUGUGAGGUAGGCUAGGUCCUAGUCCAACGCUCUAACCACUACACUACACUGCUGCCCAAAUAUGAAAGCCUGCUUACUUUGAAGCAGACCCCGCUGAAAUGACAAGCUGAGCUGCCGUGUAGGGCGGGGUGAAUCUGUCAACUGGACUUCAACUCCCAUCACCCUUGACCAUUGACCAUGCUGGCAGGGGCUGAUGGGAACUGUAGUUAGGGACAGGCAAAUCUUUGGUUUCUCCUUUCCCCUGUCUUCAGUUCUCCAUAGCCCCACAUCAAUUUACAACAUUCCGUUUUAAGUCCCUGUGAAAAUUCACAAGCAUUUUAGUCCAGAUCUUUCCUGAUUAUCUACUGCGUGCAAUUCAUUUUUUGCAAAGCAAUUUCUCCUGACAUUUCCCCUGUUCUGUGCAUUUGUUAUGCCUGCUCUCCCCCAGCACAUUCACCUUUGUACAUAUUACUUGCCGGGGGUGGGGGGUUGCAUUGAAAAAUUCGGGGAAGCCUGAAUUGAUUCCCUCCCCCUCUUUCUUUUUUUCCUUUCUCCUUCUGUGAUGGAACUCCUAUUUGGGGACUUCCCUGGCUUUUUCUAGCCCACGUAGGACCAGUCUGGUGAAGGCUUGACAUUUUCAUCCCCCAAGAAGUUUUUGAUUUGAGUUUCUACUGAAAUGAGGCUGCAUUUUAAUGUUGUAUUUGUUUUUUAAGUUGUAUUUCAAUCAAUUGUUUUUAUACCUGGUGUUAGCCGCCCUGAGCCCAGUCUUGGCUGGGAAGGGCGGGGUAUAAAUAAAAUAAUUAUUAUUAUUAUUAUUAUUAUUAUUAUUAUUAUUAUUAUUUUAUUAGUGAAGGAUGGCUGUGUUUUGGUUUGUGUAUUCCCCCCCAAAAAAGUGACAAUUUAGGUAGGUUUGCCUUUAAAUGUGAUUCAAAUCAAUUUCCCUCCCCUCCCCUUCCCUCCUGCCACCCCCAUUAACCUGAAACAGCUCAGAGUCAGUCUCUAAAACGGAGGCUUGCUCAUUCUCUCCGAAACCACCGCUGUAGAACUGGCCCACGCAGCAAAAAAGAAGGUAAAGACCGUGCUGGUCGCGAUGCCAAGGGAUGCUGUGUCCUCCAGAAAACAGUUGGAGGAGCUGACAAGAGCUAUUAAAGAUGUGUGGUCUGGUUUCCAAGGGAGCACGGCUUCCCCAGAGUCGUCAUAAAAAAACCCUCUGGUGUUCUGGGAUUCCUCAGCUUGGAGACAGCUUUUCCCUUUCAGAAGAAUCUUUAUUUGCACCAGCCACUAGCCACAGCAAUAAAAUAAAAUACAACGUACUGAAGACAGAGGUGAAAACUUAGCUAUACAAAAUACAUUCUAGAGCAGGCACAGGCAAACUCGGCCCUCCAGAUGUUUUGAGACUACAAUUCCCAUCAUCCCUGACUACUGGUCCUGCUAGCUAGGGAUCAUGGAAGCUGUAGACCAAAAACAUCUGGAGCAGGCUUCCUCAAACUCGGCCCUCCAGAUGUUUUGAGACUACAAUUCCCAUCAUCCCUGACCACAGGUCCUGUUCGCUAGGGAUGAUGGGAGUUGUAGUCCCAAACAUAUGGAGGGCCGAGUUUGCCUAUGCCUGCUCUAGAGGUUUACAUCAAUAAUCACAUAAUAGAUACUAUUCUAAUUGCCCCUGCUAAAAAAAUUGCAGAUCUUGCUGUCACCUGAUUAUCUUGAUCUGCCAGAAGUAAGUAGCAAUGGUUGAGUGACCAGAUAUGGAUAGUAAUCGAGGGGUAAUAACUCUGCAAAUCUUUAUAAAGAAGGCAAGCUAGAAGCCCAUGAGCUACUGAUUCAAUACUGCCAUCUCCACGUGGAAAUAACCGUUUUUCCAGCAGGAUUUUUUGAAAUCGACCCUCAAGUACAGCUAAAAGGCAAUACAGUGGUACCUCGGGUUACAGACGCUUCAGAUUACAGACUCCACUAACCCAGAAAUAGUACCUCGGGUUAAGAACUUUGCUUCAGGAUGAGAACAGAAAUCGUGUGGCGGCGGUGCAGCAGCAGCUGGAGGCCCCAUUAGCUAAAGUGGAACCUCAGGCUAAGAACAGUUUCAGGUUAAGAACGGACCUCUGGAACGAAUUAAGUACGUAACCAGAGGUACCACUGUGUAUUUAAUCUCGCGUAAGUCAGAGCGCGUCUGUAUUUUGGAAUGAUUUAAUUUUGCAAAUAGCGUGCCGACGUGUCAAAAUGACUAGGUGGGACAUAAUCAUACCGUGGACCAAAUGUCCUUAUCGUGGCCAAAUUAUUCUGUCGCUCAGUAUCAUAUAGGCGCUGUCUAAUUAAAUUAUUUGCUUUACUGAAGGCCAGUGCUAAUAAUGGUUGUGGUGAUAAACCAGAAAAGUAAAGCUUUCGGUUGACAGUUUUCGUCCAAGUGCUCUCGGGAUAAUCUUGCUAAGGGUAGUAGACCGGUGGGGUUUAAAUUUAGCCGACGCCAAUAAUUAAAUGUCCUACGCCAAAUCUGUAAUUCAACUGAGGGGACAUUAGCCUCCAAGAGCAAUGAACACAGGAUGGAACAGGAAAAUCUUUUCCUUAGGAAUUUGAUUGAACAGCUUCUGUAGACCCGGCACGGAGAAAGCUCCGGAAAAACAAGCGGUUGUGUGAAGAGGGUUCGUUUCUCCUGAAUUUUCUGCUCCUUUAUCAUUUUGGUUUGAUCUUCUUCUUGAGCGAUGCAAACUGGGAGUCACGGCCGCCCGUGGGAGACAGGGCUGAAGCCAACUCAGGGAGCGAGAAAGGAACCAGAGUGAGGCAAAUUCACAACAAGCGCUUAAACCACUCAUGGCUCCCGACGAAUAAUUCUGUAAGCUACAGUUUGUUACAGGUGCUGGAGCUGUUAAGAGGCUGCUUAUUCCCCUCAGAAAACUUCAUUUCCCAGAGUUCCCCGUGAAGAGCGAUUUAUUGUUAAGUCGCUCUGGGAAUUGUAGCCUUGUGAGGGGAAUGGGAGGUCUCCUAACAGCAGCGGCGUAGCGUGGGUUGUCAGCACCCGGGGCAAGGCAAGUAAUUUGCACCCCCUAACCCGGGGCAAGGCAAGUAAUUUGCACCCCCUAACCCCUAACCUGCCGCCGCUGCCAGCUUCUUCUUGCUGCUGCCUGGUCUGGUCUGGUGUGGUUCUCUCCCGCGCUCAGCGCUGCGCUGGGCGGCCGCUGCACUGUCCCUCCCCCAGAUAGUCCCUCGCUCUCUCUCCGCACCGCACGCCUGGCACCCACCCCUCCACAGUGGGCGGCGACCCAGCGGCUCGGAUCGGAUUCGCACAGCCAGCACUGCAGUGAGAGAGAGUGAGUGAGCCAGGUAGGGGCAGAGAGCUGCGAGUGCGAGCGCCCCCCCAGAUGUUGCGUCCGGUGCGGCCGGCCCCCCCUGCACCUCCCACGCUACGCCACUGCCUAUCAGUUCUCAGCACCCUUAAACCACAGCUAUCAGAAUUCUUUGGGGGAAGCCAUGACUGUUUAAAGUGGGGUCAUAGUGCUUUAAAUGUAACAUGUGAACAUGGCCCGUGUGGACGAGGCCGUCCCUGGAUAACUUUGUCGAGACUCAUCAUUUCCCAGAUGUUUUCCCUCCAAAUGUCACACGAGGUGAAAACCCAGGGGGCUGUAGGAUAAAUCCCUCCCUUUCCAGGUCCCAUCGGCACCAAAUAUUUAAGACAGUCUCACACCACGUUAAGCAGGCCUGGCUCCCCCACAAAGUCUUCUGGGAACUGUAGUUUAUUAAGGGCGCUGAGAUCUGUCAGGAGACCCCAAAUUCUCCUCAGGGAGCUACAGUUCCCAGAGCGGUUCGAAAACCAACCGCUCUUCCCAGGGACCUCGGGGAAUGGUAGCUAUGGCUACGGCUUCAAAUGGUUUAGAAAGAACAUCAUAAAAAUUGCAAAUGUGACAUGUUAAAACGACUGUAGGAGCUGAAACUCUGCUGGGUCUCAACAAAAAUUACCCUACGCGUUUGCAUUAGGGGAAGGGCAAAGGAAUCUCUCCAACUGCAUUAUCCCCGCAUGAAGGGACGGACAGAAGUGCUAAAAGUGGUUCUCCGGGGAGAGAAAAUACCUGCCCAAUUAUCUCGUGGCAUCAAGCUGUCAGCUCCUUACCUGAAUAUGAAAGGUCCAGCUUCCCCCACCCCCCAGUCGCCCAGCUGAGUUCCCCUACUCCAUCCUCUCCCUCCCUCCUAGGUCUCUACAGACCUCCGCCUGCAAUCCUGCAACCCACUCUAUAUUUAUACGGUUUCGAACUAUAUUAUUAACUGUCCCCGGAGCCUUAAAGUUUCCACAGACUUGCAAGAACUUAAAAAUAUAAGAACUGCUGGAGUGGAUCUGGCCAAAAUGAGCCAGCCAGAUGUCUCGAGAAAAUUCAAGGCAGGGAAAGAUGUGGAUAUUGCCAAGUUUGUAGAAUCUGCAAACAUUUGGGCACUGGAGUUACAGUGUCUCUGAAAAUGGAAUUCCUAUGUUUUAGCUCUUUCAACUUUUUUAAAAAUGUUAUACAUUAUGUAAUAUAAUGUACUUUGAAUUAUACUUUUCUUUCCACCUCCUCCACCUCACAGAGGGAUGCUUCUCUAAAAGCCUUAGCAACUAAUGAACAGAAGCAAUAAAGCCUUUGAAUCUGUAUAACCCGCUGCAACGAAAUGUUGCAGCCUGAAGUGCUUCUGUUCAGGGUUCAAGCCACCCUAUUCCAUGCUUCCCUGGUUUUCUAUUCUUUCAGCUCCACCCAACAGACACUCACCAUUCUGUAGCCACUAAGCCACUCAUAUUUCAUUGGCGUGUUUCUUUGUUUUUCCUGCAAAGCUUAGGAUCCCUUAAACUUUCAGAUCCCUUCGUCUUGUGCACGCAAGGCACUUCUUUUUGCUGCAUAAGGAUUCACACUCAGAGAACAGAGUUUAGUAUUAGUAUCUGUGAUGGCUGAUCUAGGGCAUCUUAAAACAUAAAUGCAUCCAUUCAUCCAUGAACUCACGUCAACACUGGCUUGGAACAAAUGAGUUUUGACAUGCCUUUGAGAAACAGCUAAAUGAGAGUUUCCGUCGAUCAUUCAAAGGAAGACAUUUCAAAACCAAGGAUGCCACCAUCCAACAGAUCUUGCCUCAUUGGGAGGCUGUAUACAGGAUAGGAUCUUUCCUAGGGAUCACCAUCUUCGGUGGGGAGUGGUCUUCUGGGAGAAGCAUAAAGGUAAAGGGACCCCUGACCAUUAGGUCCAGUUGUGACUGACUCUGGGGUUGCGGCACUCAUCUCACUUUAUUGGCCGAGGGAACCGGCGUACAGCUUCCGGGUCAUGUGGCCAGAAUGACUAAGCCACUUCUGGCAAAUCAGAGCAGUGCACGGAAACGCCGUUUACCUUCCCGCCGGAGCGGGACUUGCACUUUGACGUGCUUUCGAACUGCUAGGUGGGCAGGAGCAGGGACCGAGCAACGGGAGCUCACCCCGUCACGGGGAUUCGAACCGCCAGCCUUCUGAUUGGCAAGUCCUAGGCUCUGUGGUUUAACCCACAGCGCCACCCGCAUCCCUCUGAGAUCUGUUAGAAGACCCCAAAUUCUCCUCAGGGAGUUACAGUUCCCAGAGCGGUUCGAAAACCAACUGCUCUUCCCAGGGAGUGCAAAUACUUUGAUAUGGGCAAGGUAUAUUAUUAUUAUUAUUAUUAUUAUUAUUAUUAUUAUUAUUAUAUUGUCUCCAUUGCAGGCAAUGAAGAAAACCUUAUUAGGGAAAAUGGGGUGCUGCCCUGCUAAUCAGUGCUCUCAGCUAGCCUCCAUCGGGCUCCCAUCUUAGUUAGCGUUUCAGCAGCUGCAGGCCUUUACAGCAUCCGAUGCCAGUGAGUUCCAUAAGUUAGGGUUGCCAUAUUUUGAAGAGGAAAAAAAGAGGACACAUUUGCCAGCUCCUGCUUUUUAACUGUGGUGACUCUACCCGUGAAAAAAAGGACAUGUCCUGGAAAAGAGGACAUAUGGCAACCCAACGAGGUUCUUGGUGCAUGGUAGGACGUGGGGGGCGCUGUGGUCUAAACCACUGAGUCUCUUGGGCUUGCCGAUUGGAAGGUUGGCGGUUCGAAUCCCCACAAUGGUGUGAGCACCCGUUGCUCUGUCCCAGCUCCUGCCAACCUAGCAGUUUGAAAGCACAUCAGCACAAGUAGAUAAAUAGGUACCGCUGCGGAGGGAAGGUAAACGACGUUUCUGUGCGCUCUGGUUUCUGUCACGGUGUUCUGUUGUACCAGAAGCGGUUUAGUCCUGCUGGCCACAUGACCCGGAAAGCUAUCUGUGGACAAACGCUGGCUCCCUUGACCUGAAAGUGAGAUGAGCGCUGCAACCCCAUAGUUGCCUUUGACUGGACUUAACUGUCCAGGAGCCCUUUAAAGGUAAAGCGACCUCUGACCAUUAGGUCCAGUCGCGACCGACUCUGGGGUUGCGGCACUCAUCUUGUUUUAUUUGCCAAGGGAACCGGCAUACAGCUUCCGGGCCAUGUGGCCAGCAUGACUAAGCCGCUUCUGGCUAACCAGAGCAGUUCCCUGAAACGCUGUUUACCUUCCCGCUGGAGCGGUACCUAUUUAUCUACUUGCACUUUGACGUGUUUUCGAACUGCUAGGUUGGCAGGAGCAGGGACUGAGCAACGGGAGCUCACCCCAUCAUGGGGAUUCGAACCGCCAACCUUCUGAUUGGCAAGCCCUAGGCUCUGUGGUUUAACCCACAGCGCCACCCGCAUCCCACUCCAGGGGCCCUUUACCUUUACCUUUUUACCAUGGUACAUGCUCAUUAUGCACGGCUGAGCUGUUUGUCGCAGCACUAAGUGGAUGCAGCAGGUCUCAGAUAAAAUGAAGCCACUUUUCUAGAAUGGCAAUAUACCUCUAUUCUCAGCAGCCAGGUUGGGAAAAUAAAUGCACUGUCUAAUGAGCACACAGAGAGAUACUCCCUUUCCCUCUGACAUAUGCUUUGCAUUAGAGGUGGGAAAAUGGAAGGGGUCUCCAUGGAAAUGGGUAGGGCGGCAGCUGUUGUUUUUCAGCAAGAGCAAAAGGGGAGGAAGUUUAUGAAGCCUAGAACUGGUGCUGUAGGAAAGGGAGGGAUAGGAGGAAGCGAAUGUCCGCAUGGGAAAGAAAUGCAACAAUAGCAGAGCAGGCUGGAAGUAGAUUUUCCGGAACUCUGCUUGAAGGCAGCACCAAGAGAGAAAGAGAAAGACUCUCUCUCUCUCUCUCUCUCUCUCUCUCUCUCUCUCUCUCACACACACACACACAGAGAGAGAGAGAGAGAGAGAGAGAGAGAGAGAGAAGCAGAAAGGGCAUGUGAUUUAAAAACCCAAAGCUGUCUCCUGUAGCCAUUGCCUAAGCAGCUGCGAUACUACGGAAUCUUCACAAACAUUCCAAGUGCUGAGGUUGGAGGGAGACGCAGGGAGUGUUGAGAUCUAAUGCUUAUAAUAGGUGAGGGAGCCUCACACAGGAUCUAGGAACAGAUAGAGCUUUGUGAAGUUCUGUGAGGUUGAUGCCAAGUGCCAGGAUCCUGUCAGUUCAUUGGUAGGCAUGUAAUAGAAAUCUUGGCCUUGCAGGGUGACUCAGUAAGAAAAUAAUAAUAAUAAUAAUAAUAAUAAUAAUAAUAAUAAUAAUAAUAAUUUCAUUAUUUCUACCCCGCCCAACAGUAUGCCCUUACUGCAGAAGGAGAAGCCUAGUUCAUUUUCAGCAGGUUGGGCCGUAGUUCCCUUCUGCUCUAACCAUUGCACCUUUAAUUGAUGCAUGAUGGGCAGGAACGCAAUAAUUGAAGUUUUUCCUGGCAGGGAGGUACAGUGAUGGGAAACGCCUGCCAUGCCCAAUCUCUGCCAAAACUGCAAAGGAAGGUGGCAUCCUGAGAUCUCAGCAGCGGAUUAUGGCACUGUGGGAUCUCUUUCCUAUAAAUCCUCACCCACCUUGGUCUGCGGUGCAUGCCGAUGCAAAACCCAGCAGUUUUCUCUCAUCCUGUCUGGCACAUGGGCCACUGAAAUCUUCUCCGCUGUGGUCUUCCAUUGUCUUCCCACACAUCUAUCCAGGACUGUGCUGGCAAAAUCUCCCUCAUCCCCUCUCUUUGCAUGCACCACAUGGGCCUUGACUUCCAAUUCAGUCCUGGAUCUACUAUAGACUCCAUUCUUAUAGAAUCAUAGAAUCAUAGAAUCAUAGAGUUGGAAGAGACCACAAGGGCCAUCGAGUCCAACCCCCUGCCAAGCAGGAAACACCAUCAGAGCACUCCUGACAUAUGGUUGUCAAGCCUCUGCUUAAAGACCUCCAAAGAAGGAGACUCCACCACACUCCUUGGCAGCAAAUUCCACUGUCGAACAGCUCUUACUGUCAGGAAGUUCUUCCUAAGGUUUAGGUGGAAUCUUCUUUCUUGUAGUUUGGAUCCAUUGCUCUGUGUCCGCUUCUCUGGAGCAGCAUAAAACAACCUUUCUCCCUCCUCUAUGUGACAUCCUUUUAUAUAUUUGAACAUGGCUAUCAUAUCACUCCUUAACCUCCUCUUCUCCAGGCUAAACAUGCCCAGCUCCCUUAGCCGUUCCUCAUAAGGCAUCGUUUCCAGGCCUUUGACCAUUUUGGUUGCCCUCCUCUGGACCCGUUCCAGUUUGUCAGUGUCCUUCUUGAACUGUGGUGCCCAGAACUGGACACAGUACUCCAGGUGAGGUCUGACCAGAGCAGAAUACAGUGGCACUAUUACUUCCCUUGAUCUAGAUGCUAUACUCCUAUUGAUGCAGCCCAGAAUUGCAUUGGCUUUUUAGCUGCCGCGUCACACUGUUGGCUCAUGUCAAGUUUGUGGUCAACCAAGACUCCUAGAUCCUUUUCACAUGUACUGCUCUCAAGCCAGGUGUCACCCAUCUUGUAUUUGUGCCUCUCAUUUUUUUGCCCAAGUGCAAUACUUUACAUUUCUCCCUGUUAAAAUUCAUCUUGUUUGUUUUUGCCCAGUUCUCUAAUCUGUCAAGGUCGUUUUGAAGUGUGAUCCUGUCCUCUGGGGUGUUAGCCACCCUCCCAGUUUGGUGUCAUCUGCAAAUUUGAUCAGGAUGCUCUUGAGUCCAUCAUCCAAGUCGUUGAUAAAGAUGUUGAAUAAGACCGGGCCCAAGACAGAACCCUGUGGCACCCCACUAGUCACUCUUCUCCAGGAUGAAGAGGAACCAUUGAUGAGCACCCUUAUUCUUACACCCAAGGCUUUUUAUCUCGGCUCUCCUGCUUUGAUACAUCCCAGCUAGGGAAGGGCGAUAAAUCUGCUAUGUUUGCAUUUCAGUGCCAGCCUACUAAUUCUGCCUUUCCGAAGCAGUAUUUGACCGGCAAAGCAGUUUGCCUUGGGAAUUUGCACUUCUCCAAAUGUUGUGAUCAGUUCCCCACCCAAAUAACGUGUACCCAAAAAGUGGGAGCAAAUUGUCCAUAGAUAUGCAUAUCAUAGCAAAAGCAACAUAGAGAAAUGCAUUACCGUAUUUUUUGCUCUAUAAGACUCACUUUUUCCCUCCUAAAAAGUAAAGGGAAAUGUGUGUGCGUCUUAUGGAGCGAAUGCAGGCUGCGCAGCUAUCCCAGAAGCCAGAACAGCAAGAGGGAUUGCUGCUUUCACUGCGCAGCGAUCCCUCUUACUGUUCUGGCUUCUGAGAUUCAGAAUAUUUUUUUUCUUGUUUUCCUCCUCCAAAAACUAGGUGCGUCUUGUGGUCUGGUGCAUCUUAUAGAGCGAAAAAAACGGUAUAUUAGGGGGAAUUGGUUUGUAGAAGCGUGUACCUCAGGUGAAAUUGCAUAGAAAAAAGUGUAUAUAUUAGGAAAGAUUUGUUGGUGAAUUCUCAAGACGAUUUUCAAAAAGAACAAUCACUAUCUGAUGUAGAAGUCUGGAGAACCAAAGGCUGGAAGAGUCUCAGUUCGGAGUCUGGGAGGCGCUGAUCAUUUCACUCAGACUGGACUCAGCAAGGAUCAAAUCCCUCAAGCAUCCGUACUUGUAACCAAGCCUAAGGGCAUUUAGCAGAAAUAACCACACAUGAGAGGCAGUGGUGGUGUAGUGGUUAGAGAGUUGGACUAAGACCUGGGAGGCAAGGGUUCAAAUCCCCACUUGGCCGUGAUGCUGGGGCCAGUCACUGCCUCUCAGCCUGACCAACCUCACAGGGUUGUUGUGAGAAUUAAAAAUGAGGAGGAAGAACCAUGUGUGCACCCUUGGGAGAAAAGGUGGAAUGUAAAUGCAAGAAAACAAACAAAUAUAUAAAUUCUCCCCCUCUGCAGCCCAGCCUCUGAUUCUCUUCUCUUCACCUGUUGCUUCCUCUGCGCUAAAUAUUGAUUGUAGGAUCCUUGGGGCAGAGACUUUUUCCUCUUUUCCUCUGCAAAGGGCAUGCAUGUUGGUGGUGCUACAUAAAGACAAGAAUCACCACCUAAGGAGGUAACUUUUGCACUCCUCAUUUGCUUGCGUCCUGGGACUCUACUUUCUCUCCAUCUUCCGUUAUGGGACACACUUUAAAAUUCUUACCAUGUAUUUUAUUCCACCAUCCCAAUCUUAUUCCAUAUACUAUCUUAAAAAGGUAAAGGUAAAGGGACCCCUGACCAUUAAGUCCAGUCGUGGACGACUUUGGGGUUGCGUGCUCAUCUCGCUUUACUGGCCAAGGGAGCCGACAUUUUCCGCAGACAGUUUUUCCGGGUCACGUGGCCAGCAUGACUAAGCUGCUUCUGGCGAACCAGAGCAGUGCACGGAAACACCGUUUACCUUCCUGCCGGAGCGGUACCUAUUUAUCUACUUGCACUUUGACGUGCUUUUGAACUGCUAGGUUGGCAGGAGCAGGGAUCGAGCAACGGGAGCUCACCCUGUCGUGGGGAUUCGAACUGCUGACCUUCCGAUCUGCAAGCCCUAGGCUCAGUGGUUUAGACCUAUAUACUAUCUUAUUCCUUCCUAAACCUGGGACUUUCUUUAUGGCAAACAUAUAUGCAUAGCCUACUCAGCGCCUACUGAGUUAUGAGCACUUUUUGCCUGACAAUUGCAAGUGAAUGGGUUUUUAUUAUUAUUACUUUUGGUUGUUGUUGUUUGCUUUUUAUGCCCAAUCACAGAUGUAGCUACUGCUUUUGACCUUUUUUAUUAUUAUUGUGAUUGAUAGUAUACAGUUAUCAGUUUCUUGAUGGUCUGGAGAAAGUUUUUGGUUUCCUAAAAAGAAAAUGAUGCAGUGCCCUUUUAUUUGUGAUGUUCAGGUGAUGAGUGCUGUUGAUUUAGGAACAGGAACAGAACCGCCCACAUACAAAUGACAGGCGCCAACAGGCUCAGCGGAACCCCAAGGUUUGCAAAAGCUAAAAAGAGAAAAGAAAGAAAGAAUAGAAGAAUAGAAAACAUAAAAGAGAGAGGCAGGAAGAAACCCCCAACAGCCGAAUGAGAAGUGAUUGCUUAGUGGCUGUGGCAAUGUUGAUUGAAAUUUGGAGUGCAAGGAUGGAAAAGUGGGAGGAAAGGGGACAGAAUAGAGCUGCCAGAAUCCCCAAAAAGGACCAUUCCACACUGCAACACUUCGUUGCGCGUCCCACCUGUAUAUUAAGUAAAACACAAAAUUCAAUUCAAGGUGAUUGCUUCAGGGUUUCCUUGGAGCUAGCGAUGAAGAGGGCUGGGUUUUAGGAAGGGAAACGUUCUUUAAGUUUGUAGAAUCAUGGAAUUGUAGAAGAGUUGAAAGGAACCCAGUGGGUCUGUGCAGGAAUCACAGCUAAAGGAUCCCGGAGAGAGGGCAAUGGCAGUCUUUGGGCUUUCAAAUUCCAGCAACACCCUGUGCAAGGUCAAAAUUUGGUGCCCCUACCUCCUACCUUCCAUUCUGUUCAAUUCACUAUGUCAUGGUGACAACACCCUGAUAAAGGUAAAGGGACCCCUGACCAUUAGGUCCAGUCGUGGCCGACUCUGGGGUUGCGGUGCUCAUCUCGCUUUAUUGGCUGAGGGAGCCAGAGUUCAGCUUCCGGGUCAUGUGGCCAGCAUGACUAAGCCGCUUCUGGAGAACCAGAGCAGCACACGGAAACGCUGUUUACCUUCCUGCCAGAGCGGUACCUAUUUAUCUACUUGCACUUUGACAUGCUUUAGAACUGCUAGGUUGGAAGGAGCAGGGACCAAGCAACGGGAGCUCACCCUGUUGCGGGGAUUCGAACACCCUGAUAGAUAGAUAAUAUAUUACCGUCGGAGACCAGCUUAUAAAACACGCUUAGGCGUACAAUCCCAAAAGGAAAACAAACAUUUAAAACAAUGUACAACAAUAAAUUUAAAAUUUAUAAAUGUGAUAAGCAUAUAGACACUUAAAACUUUAAGAUAAGCUACUGCAGAGAGAUGACCCAGAGUCAGCCAUGGAACCGAGUUUGGGGAUUUUCUUAAGGAACUAGUUUACGUUGGGGGAUGGUCUGUGCCUACAGAUCUGUACACAGAAUGUGGCGACCAUCCGGGUCGUCUUAUGAUCUUUGCCUAACAGGAGAAGGUCAUUUUUUUGCUUUUCUGGGAGGUCAGUAAGCCUCACCAGCAGGGGAUCAAUGGUCUCACUACGUGCCUCUUCAUAAAAGGGACAUCUAAAGAACAAGUGCUCUGGGCUUCCUAUAUCCCCCAACGAACAGGCGCAAAGUCUCUGAGCAUAUGGGACUUUGGAUCCUUCCAGGACCGGCGAGGGCAGAGCUGAGGUUCUGACAAGUGUAAAAGCCCUUCUUGCAUUUUUGGAUAUGAGAAAGAACAACGCCCUGUCUUGGGGUCCAGUUGGCAGAACUGGUCCUAACUCUACCUCUGCAGAUGGCCAUCCAACCUCUAUUUUAAAACCUCCAAUAAAGGAGAAUUAGGAUGAUCCUGUUCCGAAACAAUUGUGGCAGUAACAAAUACAAGAGUAUCUCCUGCAAGAGCUGUUUGACCGUGGAAUGGUAUUCCUCGGGAGGUUGGGGACUGUCAUGGGGAUGCAGGUGGCUGCUUGCCUUGAUGGUUGGGCUGGGCUUCCAUGGACAGAUGUAGCAAUGCUUCUGAAUACCACAGGCAUCUGCUUGGCCGCUAUGAGAACAGGAUGCUAGACUAGGUAGGACACGGGUGGCACUGUGGUCUAAACCACUGAGCCUCUUGGGCUUGCUGAUCAGAAGGUCGGUGGUUCAAAUCCCUGCGGCGGAGUGAGCUCCCGUUGCUCAGUCCCAGCUCCUGCUAACCUAGCAGUUCGAAAGCACACUAGUGCAAGCAGAUAAAUGGGAUCAUCUUAAUAGAUGGUCCUGGUUGCGGGCCUCUUGGGCUUGCUGAUCAGAAAGUCGGCAGUUCGAAUCCCCACGACAGAGUGAGCUCCUGUUGCUCUGUCCCAGCUCCUGCCAACCUAGCAGUUUGAAAGCACGCUAGUGCAAGUAGAUAAAUAGGUACCGUUUCGGCGGGAAGGUAAAUGGCGUUUCCGUGCGCUCUGGUUUCCAUCACGGUGUCCCAUUGUGCCAGAAGUGGUUUAGUCAUGCUCACCACAUGACCAGGAAAGCUGUCUGUGGAUGAACGCUGGCUCCCUUGACCUGAAGGCAAGAUGAGCGCCACAACCCCAUUGUCGCCUUUGAGUUUACUUAACCAUCCAGGGGUCCUUUACCUUUUUUACCUUUAGGGGGGACUGUCAUUCCUUGGAGGUCUUUAAGCAGAGGUUUGGUGGCCAUCUGUCAUGGAUGCUUUAGCUGAGAUUCCGGCAUUGCAGGGGGCUGGACUAGAUGACCGUAGGAGUCCCUUCCUAAGGUACAAUUCUAUAAUUUUAAACAGAUCAGGAGCACCUUUCUCCUACCAAACAGGUAACCGUGCACAGCUGGGAUCCUGGCUAAAGAUUUGUCAGGGAUGGUGAUGGAGGACUGGACAAGCUUCUUGAGACUCUUGCUUGCCAAACGAAACUUUGCCUUCCAGACUGAAACAGGAGAGGAAGCCUUUGAAAGUGCCAGCGGAAGGGUUUUAACUUAGCAAUCUGGGCCAGGGAUGAUGGAGAGGCCAAGGGAAAGGUGAACAGAUCCGUCCCUAAGUGUUUCCCUAAGUGUUUGAUAUCAAGGCAGGAUUACUACUGGAAUGACUGCAUUUUUAAAAAUGCCUUGAUCAAGAUCUCAACGAACUCAGUGGCAAAAGCGUCUGGUUCUCAGCCAGCAGCUAAAAGUCGGGGAAUGUGUCAACACUUAAAAGGCUUGGCUCCUUGAGAUGCUUAAGAUGGCAAACACGGUUAAUGGAGUAAAGCUACUUGUUUCCUCUUCCAGCUGAGUCUCUCUUCCAGCUGGCCUCUUAGGGUUGGGUCUCCCACCCAUCCACCCCACUUCAAAUGCUUUUGUGAGAAAAGGUCGCAGCGGGAGAUGCCAAGAGGUAGGGAAAAUUGCACACCCAACACUUAAAGCCCAUUUAAAACACAUGGGGGAGAAGCCUGGGAAGUGUAGUUUGCCAAUCACAGCGUGACAAUACCAGCACCCUUAAAAUAUCUACAGUUCCCAGGAUUCUUUGUGGGAAGUCAUGUGCUUUAAAUGUAUGGUGUGUAUUUGCAGCCCUGAGGAUGCCCUGAAAGAGAAAAGGCUUGGGAAACUCCUUCAACUGUCAGGAAAUGCUAAUAGUAUGAGGGAUUUUGUUGUUGUUUGGGGUGGGGUGGGGGGAAGCACGCUAAGGCCUCAUCCGCAAUUGGACCGUGCCUAGAAAACACAGACCCUCCAAGUCUCUCUAUUUUCCAGGGACAGCCCCAGAUUUACAGAAGCUGUCCUAGUUUCUCACUUGAUCCAGGAAUGUCCGGCUUUUCCUUAAAGGUAAAGGUAAAGGGACCCCUAAGCAUUAGGUCCAGUCGUGGCCGACUCUGGGGUUGCGGUGCUCAUCUCGCUUUAUUGACCGAGGGAGUUGGCGUAAAGCUUCCGGGUCAUGCGGCCAGCAUGACAAAGCCACUUCUGGCGAACCAGAGCAGCGCAUGGAAACGCCGUUUACCUUCCCGCUGGAGCGGUACCUAUUUAUUUACUUGCACUUUUAUGUGCUUUCGAACUGCUAGGUUGGCAGGAGCAGGGACCGGGCAACAGGAGCUCACCCCGUCGUGGGGAUUUGAACCGCCGACCUUCUGAUCGGCAAGUCCUAGGCUCUGUGGUUUAACCCACAGCGCCACCCGCAUCCCUGGCUUUUCCUUAGGACAUCCCUAUUUUCAUCGGAGAAAUAUUGGCGUAUAUGGAGUUAUGCAACCCCUGAACCAAGGAGAUAAGGAACUAGACAACCUUUAGAAGACAUCUGAAGGCAGGCCUGUAUAGGGAAGCUUUUGAAUGUUUAAUUAUGUUUUUAUACAUGUUGGAAGCCGCCAAGCAUGGUUGAGGCAACCCAGUCAGAUGGAUGGGGUAUAAAGAUUAUCACAGUGGUACCUUGGGUUACAUAUGCUUCAGGUUACAUAUGCUUCAGGUUACAGACUCCGCUAACCCAGAAAUAGUACCUCGGGUUAAGAACUUUGCUUCAGGAUGAGAACAGAAAUCGUGCUCAUGCGGCACAGCAGCAGCAGGAGGCCCCAUUAGCUAAAGUGGUGCUUCAGGUUGACCACAAACUUGACAUGAGCCAACAGUGUGACGCGGCAGCUAAAAAAGCCAAUGCAAUUCUGGGCUGCAUCAAUAGGAGUAUAGCAUCUAGAUCAAGGGAAGUAAUAGUGCCACUGUAUUCUGCUCUGGUCAGACCUCACCUGGAGUACUGUGUCCAGUUCUGGGCACCACAGUUCAAGAAGGACACUGACAAACUGGAACGUGUCCAGAGGAGGGCAACCAAAAUGGUCAAAGGCCUGGAAACGAUGCCUUAUGAGGAACGGCUAAGGGAGCUGGGCAUGUUUAGCCUGGAGAAGAGGAGGUUAAGGGGUGAUAUGAUAGCCAUGUUCAAAUCUAUAAAAGGAUGUCACAUAGAGGAGGGAGAAAGGUUGUUUUCUGCUGCUCCAGAGAAGCGGACACGGAGCAAUGGAUCCAAACUACAAGAAAGAAGAUUCCACCUAAACAUUAGGAAGAACUUCCUGACAGUAAGAGCUGUUUGACAGUGGAAUUUGCUGCCAAGGAGUGUGGUGGAGUCUCCUUCUUUGGAGGUCUUUAAGCAGAGACUUGACAACCAUAUGUCAGGAGUGCUCUGAUGGUGUUUCCUGCUUGGCAGGGGGUUGGACUCGAUGGCCCUUGUGGUCUCUUCCAACUCUAUGAUUCUAUGAUUCUAGGUUAAGAACAGUUUCAGGUUAAGAACAGAGCUCUGGAAUGAAUUAAGUACUUAACCUGAGGUAGCACUGUAUUAUUAUUAUUAUUAUUAACAUUAUUAUUAUUGAAUAGGACACCCCUAUUUUCAUUGGAGAAAUGUUGGAGGGUAUGAAAGCCUGGGGCUGAGUGUUUUGCCAUUGCCUCACCACUUUCCCUCGGAGAACUCACUCUUUAGCGCUAAAUUGGAACAAACAGCAAUUCGCGGAAAACCUGAUUGCUGUUUGUUCUGGUUCGGCACUGAUCUGUGGGUUUUCCCAGGGGAAACAGCAGGGCAAACAGAAGAAUGGACAAGCCCCCCUGUUGAUAAGCAUGAGCCACUGAUGUAGCGACUUGAAUGCAGCACAGAGCCACAGGAAACCCCGGCAAGCGUUGCUAUGUUAGGAAGAUUGUUUAUGCAGCAAGCUGAAAUCCAUUGUUCGGAUGACACACACAGUUGUGGUCACUUAGGGUGCCAUGGCAAAUUUGGGACAAACAAGGGUGUUCAGCCUGAUUGAUGGGGCUUCUCCAUCUGCAAGUUCCCUGGAUACGUUCCCCUUCGUUUCUUCUCUUGCCACACCCGUGUCCUUGGUGAUGACAUUUAUUCCCCUAACAUUGGUUUGGUCGCAAUCCAUUGUGGUUCUGUUUAAAAAAAGGAAAAGUUGGGGGUGGAGAGCGGUUCAUAUUCCCCCUUUGCUGUUCUUAAAUCGCUUUCUGAGUAAGUGCCUAUUUUAGUAGUUGCAUCUGUACCUAUCUUGCUGAGAUCAGCGGAGUUUUAAUUUAUUUCUCCCUGUGGCAAAACGCUUUGGCUUCCAGCUUCAUCAGAUGCGGCUUUCCCCCUUUCCCCUCUUUCAUAAUAGUAAAACUUUGGGUCACCCAAACACACACACACACUGGCAGGAGAUUCAGCCUGGGCCAAUAGAAAUACUUACUGUAUUUUUUGCUCUAUAAGACUCAUUUUUUCCCUCCUAAAAAGUAAGGGGAAAUGUGUGUGCGUCUUAUGGAGCGAAUGCAGGCUGUGCAGCUAUCUCAGAAGCCAGAACAGCAAGAGGGAUUGCUGCUUUCACUGCACAGCAAUAUCUCUUGCUGUUCUGGCUUCUGAGAUUCAGAAUAUUUUUUUUUUCUUGUUUUCCUGCUCCAAAAACUAGGGGGGCCAUUGCCCCAGGUGAAAUUUCUUCAAGGAAGCAUUUUGCUCCACAUGUCAGCCCCACACUGCCUUGCAAAUCCAAUACCACAUUCCAGCCUCGCAAAGCAGCAUAAUCUGGACUGAUUCCGUCUGAUCUGGACAGACUGAAAGGGCGAGUGCUUGCCCUGCUGCCCCCUCCUCAUAUCGCCCCCCGUGCCCCACACCACUGGCAUGCUGGUGCAUGAACACCCUGGGCGCCAUGAGGACACACUCUGGCACUGGUAGAGCACCUCUGCCUUGCAUGCAUGAGAUCCCAGUUUCAUUCUCCAGCAUCUCUCUAAAACCCUGGGGAGAAAGCUCUUGCUUGUCUGCAUAGAGAAUAGUGAACUAGAUAGGCAAGGUAAAAGGACCCCUGGAUGGUUAAGUCCAGUCAAAUUUGACUAUGGGGUGCGGCGCUCAUCUCUGCUUUCAGGUUGAGGAAGCCGGUGUUUGUCCACAGACAGCUAGGUCUCUGUAAGGCAGCGGUUCUCAACCUGUGGGUCCCCAGAUGUUGUUGGACUACAAACCCCAUCAUCCCUAGGCUCUGGCCUUGCUAGCUAGGAGUCAUGGGAGUUGUAGUCCAACAACAUCUGGGGAACCACAGGUUGAGAAAGGCUGUUGUAAGGUAAAAGGUAAAGGUAAAGGACCCCUGGAUGGUUAAGUCCAGUCAAAUUUGACUAUGGGGUGUGGCACUCAUCUCUGCUUUCAGGCCAAGGGAGCCAGCAUUUGUUCACAGACAGCUUUCCGGGUCAUGUGGCCAGCAUGACUAAACCGCUUCUGGCACAACGGGACACCGUGACAGAAACCAGAGCACACGGAAACGCCGUUUACCUUCCUGCCGCAGUGGUACCUGUUUAUCUAUUCGUGCUGGCGUGCUUUCAAACUGCUAAGUUGGCAGAAGCUGGGACAGAGCAACAGGAGCUCACCCCACCGUCAUGGGGAUUUGAACUGCCGACCUUCUGAUUGGCAAGCCCAAGAGACUCGGUGGUUUAGACCACAGCACCACCCAUGUCCCUGAGCUAGAUAGACAAAUAGAUUGACCCAGUUUAAGGCAGUUUUUUACGAUCCUAAAGAUGCUGGACUCAAUCUCUUUUCAGCCCAAUACAGCAAGACUCUUCUUGUGUUCCUUCCCUCCCUCCCUCCUCCUCUAUUUCCCCAACAUAGCGUUGCCCAUGGCAACCAUUUGUUUAUUUGGGAGACGUCAAUUGGAUCCUUUUGGGGGGGAGGGCUAAACUUGCUCAUGACGAUCUGAAGUCAUUGCAAACGACUUCAUUUGCAUGACCCCCUCCAGGGUGGCUGCAAGUGAUUCGAACAUCCUUUCCAAUAACAGCCACACAGGGCCCUGUUUCUUGACAGAAGCUUGUUCCAUGAUCCAGCUAUUAAUUCAGUUGAGGCAAAACCCCAUGCAACACAUUUGCUUUCCCCAACAGUGUCCUGGGAUGAUGCAUCAUCUCUUGGUACAUAUAAACCAGGGGUCAGCAAACUUUUUCAGCAGGGGGCCAGUCCACUGUCCCUCAGACCUUGUGGUGGGCUGGACUAUAUUACGGGGGAAAGAAAUGAACAAAUUCCUAUGCCCCACAAAUAUCCCAGAGAUGCAUUUUAAAUAAAAGGAUACAUUCUACUCAUGUAAAAACACGCUGAUACCCAGACCAUCUGCAUGCUGGAUUUAGAUCCGGCCGGAUCUGGCCCCUGGGCCUUAGUUUGCCUACCCGUGAUAUAAACAAUGAGCCACUUGCGGUAAACUUUGCUGCUGUUUCCAAACUGCUUGUGUUUGUGCAGGGCGAGUUGUCAGUGUAACAUCUGCCUUGCGGAGAAAACUUAAGGAGGAUCGAGCUGGAACUGCUAGCCCACAAAUUCACGGACCACUUUACGUUUCCUUCGUCUUACAGCUUCUCUUGAGAAUCAUACUCCUUGCAUUGUUCUCCUGAGAUGCAGUUCAGUUGAUUUCUUGAACACUUUUCCUUUUGUGGUUGUGUUUUUCCACUGUAAACUUCUAAACUAUGGUUUAUUUAUUGUAACCCAUCCUAUUGAAAACUGUCUUGCUAAACCUACUCGCUCACACCCUUUAGUUUGCCAUGUCCAAAGCCUUUCUGAUUUAUUCCCAUCUGUCUUUCACCUCCCUCCAUGAAAAGCAUUCCCACAGGGAUGAGACAAUGGCAUCCUCUAAACAAGACAACUCAGCAAACGGAAUGGUUCUGCACUGGCAACCAUGAAUGAGAGACCCAAAGAAAUACAGAUAGUUACUGUCUGUCUGCUAGGCUCAUAAUACUCUUCUUUUUAUAUACCUUGAAGCUAAAGGGGACCAUAAUUCUUCUCUUUACAGUCUGUUACCCCCACCUGCAACUAAAGCACACAAAAAUGAUUCCUGGUUUCCUGCCAUGCUCUAGAGUUAUUGGGGAUCUGCCAGUUUGUUGUUAGUUGAGGUUGGCUGAGGAAUGAGCCAUGCUUUCUCUCUGACAAGGACUGGAGCACCUUAGUCUGAAAAUGAGGGGCUGCUUGCUUGCCCCGCCUCUCUGAAGAAACCCCACCCCUGACAUGGUAGUUGCUUAAUAAUAAUAAUAAUAAUAAUAAUAAUAAUAAUAAUAAUAAAAAAUUUUAUUUAUACCCCACCCUCCCCGGCCAGAGCCGGGCUCACAGCGACUAACACCAGUAAAAUUACAGUAAAAACAUAAUAGGAAAAACCCCCAAUUUAAAAUACAGGUUAAAAUGCAAUUUAAACUGCAGCCUCAUUUUAAUAGUAGCCCAUAGAUCAAAACCAUAAGGGGAGGGAAACAGAAGGGUCAGACUGAGUUCAAACCAAAGGCCAGGCGGAACAGCUCUGUCUUGCAGGCCCUGCGGAAAUAUGUCAAGUCCCGCAGGGCCCUAGUCUCUUGUGACAGAGCGUUCCACCAAGUCGGGGCCAGUACUGAAAAGGCCCUGGCCCUAGUUGAGACCAAUCUAACCACCUUGCGGCUCGGGACCUCCAAAGUGUUGUUAUUUGUGGACCUUAAGGUCCUCUGUGGGGCAUAUGCAAAGAAGUCCCACCAGUUCCAGAAGUGGUGCAAACUUGGAUAGAAAGCUCUACCUCCUGCUCUUGCUGAUUGCAUGAACUGGGGAAUCCAGUUAGGAACAUCAGUUGAUGAAAUAGAGAAGUCCUUCCAAGCUUUUACAGAACCCCAAUUAGAAACGUCGCUAGUUCUGGGUUUGGAAGAAUGUCAAAAUGCGUCUCAAAAUUUCCCUAGGGGCAAAACAAGGGGGCACCUGCUUGUGGGGUGGUCUCCAGUGGGGUGAUACUCUUCUCCACCCCUGUCCCUAAACGAUCAGCACUCGGUAUGUCCUCAGCAUGCUCUGUUCUCAUUAGGCUGUUUUUAGACACCCCUCCCCCAGUUUUUCCACCCUCUAAAGGUAUUUUGCACUUCUGCAAACUUUAGAGUUUGCUUGAGUCUGCUGACACAUCUGUGUAUAGAUAGUGCUGUUUCUGCUGCAGAAACUGUGGCAUUUGUAGAAUCGCAGAAUUGGGAGGGACCCAAAGGGUCCCCCUGCAAUGUGGGAAUCACAGCUCAACUUCAGAAACAGAGCAAUAGAUUCCAUGCGGACUGUCACCCAGCCUCACCCACCUCAAGCCUGGAGUGGUACAGUCCAUGAAAUGUUCAAUUCCUUGAUUCUGCUGAAAUUGGACCUCUAGAUGUGGUGUGUGAGAAAGGUCCAACUGAUGGUAUGGAAUUCAUGAUGCCCAGAUGACCCUGUUCCUCUUCUUCUUUCUCCUUCUUUCUCCUUCUUCUUUCUUUGGCGAUCAUUCAUAGUCAAGUAAGAUUGUCUUCCAUAAACACAGUCUUAACAGUGAGUCCGUAAUUCUGGAUCCACACGUCCUUCCACAGUGGGGACAUUGGUUUCCAGGUGGGAGUUGGUCACGGUGUGGAUUUGCCAAGUGUGCCUUCCUCAUAGCACGUUUCUCCCUUGCGCCCUGAGUUCGAGUGUCUUCAAAGCCCAUGACACCUUUGGUAAAGGCUGUUCUCCAACUAGAGCACUCGCAGGCCAGUGUUUCCCAGUUGUCAGUGUUUAUACUACUUUUUUUUUAUUUGCCUUGAGACAGUCUUUAAACCUCUUUUGUUGACCACCAGCAUUACACUUUCCAUUUUUAAGUUCGGAAUAGAGUAGUUGCUUUGGAAGACAAUCAUCAGGCAUCCGCACAACAUGACCAGUCCAACGAAGUUGAUGUUGAAGAACCAUUGCUUCAACACUGGUGAUCUUUGCUUCUUUUAGUACACUGAUAUUAUUUCACCUGUCUUCCCAAGUGAUGUGUAAAUUUUUUUGGAGACACCGUUGAUGGAAUCUUUUAGGAGUUGGAGAUGGCGUUCAUAAGUGGUCCAUGUUUCACAAGCAUACAGUAAGGUUGGUAGUACUGUCCUAGUGGGAUGGUUUGACCUCUGAUUUGCAUGUGGGAAUUGCAAAUUCAUAAGGCCAGAGCCAUAAGGCAAGGUGAGGUGGCUACUUCAGGCAACAGGAUCCAAUGGGAUCCCGGUGUCAAACUUUCUUGUCUGCCCCAUUCCUGAUGUAGAUCUUCCAUGACCCCUUCUUCCCUGGUGGGGAAGGGUGGGGAUGCCAUUUUAGGGCCCAGCUCGGGCGCCAAAAUGUCUUAGGCCAGCCUUGUCUCUCCUUAAAUCCUUCCUGCACGUGCAACCCAUCAAAGGAAGAAGAGGCUUCUCCAUUGCGUGCUAGCUUUGCAAGCUGAGGGAGAUUUUAACAUCUGCGAGAGCUCAGUUUUAUAGACGUUUAAUAACCCUGUCCAAACAUUUCCUUUUGCAACCUUUUGCAUUCUGGUUUACUGAAGUUUUAUGGGUACACUCAAAGUUUUUAAUGCACCGUGGCCAUAUUUUGCAUGCAAUUGAAAUUAUUGCUGGGGUGGGCUUUCUGUUAUAGAUUCUUGAUGCAGAUUUUCAUAGUGUUUUCUCCAUCAGUUGUGUGCGUGUGAUGAACCAGCCAAUCCCAGUUUAUACCAAAACGAAUUUAAUCGCAGAUAUCCUGUUACCUAAUGAAAGGCUGUUUUGAUCGUAAGGGACCGUGCUUUGCACACUAUGGUAUCCUCUUGCAUAACAAACAAAUAGCAUAAUUUUUCCUGCCGUGUUCAACAAUCUUCCCCUCCCCAUUUGCUACCCUUUGUAAAAAUAACAAUGAUAAUCUAACAGGGGCAGAGGAUAUCUAGCUGCUGGGAAAGAAUGUAGGCUGGUUUACCUUGAUCCAGUUCAAUUUCCUGUUUCUUUCUUUUUAUGUAAGCGAGAUAGCAAUGGAUAUGAAACAUUCUCUCUUCAUUACUCUCACGCUUCCUUAAAACUCUGGAAAUGGGUCUCCUGUUAUGGAAGCAACAAUGCGCCAGAGCUUGUUUAUGCAACCAUAACACAAAGGUCAGGUUAGUUUCUGAGCAGAAAUCAAACUCCUGGUUUUGACCUAUAAAGCCUCAGGUGGCUAAGGACCCCAAUACCUCCAGGACCACCUCACUCCACAUGAAUUGAACGGGACCCUGAGAUGGUCAACUGAGGCUCUUCUCCACGUGCCCCUUCCAUGGCAGGUCCUGAGAGUGGCAACAUGAGAAUGGGCCUUUUCUGUGGUGGCUCCCCACUUGUGGAAUGCUCUGGCACCAUCCUCAACAAUUUUUCGAUGUCAGGUUAAAAGCUUUCCCUUUUAUCCAGGCCUUUUGUCCUUAAUUUGAAGGGCACCAUGCUGCAGGAUCUGUAGAAUAUGUAUAAAUUGGGUUUUAUGUGUUUAUUGAUUUUGUCCGUUUUAAUUGACUUUAAUGUUUAGACUGUUUUUGUAAGUCGUUUUGGGAGACAGACAGACAGACAGACAGACAGACAGACAGAUAAAGGGUGCCAUUUUGAAGUUUUCAUUAGGAGAUAAUAUCCUUGGUCCAGGACUUUAUUACCUAGUUUUCUUUGACGUAUUAAACCUGGGUCUGUUCUAUACCAUAUUAGAGGCUGACAUCUCAGGGUGCUUCUCCGUAUAAAAACAACCAAAAACUAGAUGUCCAGGAGAGAGAUUCUUACUUAGUGUUUUCCCUGACAGGCUAGCUUUCUGUGAGCAGACUGCAAAUGAUGGCUUUUUCACCCCAAAUGUGUUGGCUCCGCUAAGCGCGUGUAUGGAUAUUGUUAGCGAGGCAGUGGGAGACGAUGAUGGCUCUAGAUAUGAGUGGAUCCGAAAACAUGAAAGAAACCAGCAAAUGUUGAAAGGCAAAGCAUUCUACCCAAAAGCCAUGCAUUAAAGUCUUCUCUGAAGCCACAGCAAAUAUUUAUCUCCAGGAAAUUGCACUUCAAUUUUUGGAGAACAGAUUACUUUCAAGUUUUUCUGAGCACGAUUUCCUGUGCUUUUCCUAUCCCAGACUGGGCACAAGAUGAGUUCAACAUGUUGCUGUAAUGUAUGUCUUUGUAAAAUAAAAUCCUGGAUGUAGCGAUAGACCGUGCUAUCAGCUUGUUUUAAUAAUAUCUUGAACUGUUUCCCACUUCUUAUUGUCUUAUUGUGUAACUGGUGAUGGCCUUUGCUGUGCCGUGAAGAUUUGGAAAAGAAAGAGGGGAAUGAAAUGGGUGGUUUAAUUUUAAUAAUAACUUUACGGUGUUUCCUGCAAAUCUCCUAGGAAGCUCCUAUACAGCUUCCCAGAUUCACACAAUGCCAUUUUUCACACUGGGUGCAUGAGAACAGGUCUGCUGCUGUUUUCAAGAAUCUGCAUGUGUAGAAUUUCUUCGUAACACAGUGAACAUCUGCUGUUCUCACUUCUCGAAGUGAAACGCACAAAUUCACAGCUGUGCAUUCCCAAGCUUUGCCACAUCGCGUUUUCCAAAGUUGAUUUGUUGUGUUUGAGAUCAUUCCCAAAGUAAAUCAAGGAGUACCAGAAGCAGGGUGUUUAUCCUCAGAUGUGGGGAAAAUUGACAUUAACGUACUAACAAUGUGGGGGCUCAUUUAUCUAGAAAAGUGCAUUGAAUAUGAGUUUGCAUAGUCUGAAAAUUUCCAAGAAAUAGCUUUAGGUACCCAGAACAUUGAAGGCAUUCCCUCCCUUUGAAAAAUGAAGGCUAGAUGUUUGCUGCUGACUUUUAUCCUCUUAGAUACUGAUGACCUUUUACAUCAGAGAGCAGAUGUCUAGUUCCAAUUAGCACAUUCCCUAGGAAAAGGUACCACUUGGACAAGUUGGUGCAAGCCACAACAGCAGCAAUUCAUAUCUGGUUGGCUGGGUUCAUGCUUCUAUCUUGUAUCACCCAAUUCUGUUUUGAUCAGGAUGCUGUUCUCAACAGCUAGGACUGUGAACCUGUUACCUUUCCUCUUUUGACAGUGCAAACUGUAGGCUCAUGCCAAUCCACACCACUUGUUGCAAGUAGAGAUGGGAAAUUUGUUUUGGUUUUCAUUUAAAUGUGACCCUACCUAAUUCACAGUUCUGGAAGCAACACCCAAAGUAAAACGCUUCUCUGAAUUUUGCAAUGCAGUCCUCCAGCCAAGUAAGGUUUACAAAAGUGCAUACACUGAGCUGAAGUGUGCACCUGUCUGUGAAAACAGCGUACAUAAAUUGCAUUGCAUUAGGGGAUGUUGUAUUGCAAAAAAAAUAUGUGUAUCUCACGCAAAAAAAAAGUGCACGGUAGGAAAAAUUCACCGUAAAAUACUGAUGAAUUUUCGUGAGGGUUUUCUCUCUCUCUCUCUAAAGCAAACUAAUGUGGAAAACUGAAAUUAAGAGAAGGAAAACGAGAAACCAAUAGAAGCCAAAACAGAUUUUCCCAUCCCUAAUUGUUGAUCUGGUCUACAGAGUGAGGGAGUGAGAAACCUAAGUAGGGAGUGAAUGCUUUCUUGAGUUUCGAACUCAGACUGUCCUUCAGAUCCUGUACUUCUUCAGAUUUCUAAAUGCAGUCAUCAGUUCAGAAGCACGCUAACGUUUGUAGCGACUGCCAUUAAAAUAAGGGCACAAUGAUGUGCUGCGAGUUUUAAAUUACAUCGUUUUAAUUUAGUCUGUCCACUGUUUAUCUUCCCAGUUCUGUUUGCAUAUCUUUGUAUUUCCUACACAAACAGCCAUGGCUGGGUGGCUGAUAGGUUUUUCAGUCAAGAACAGACAAUUUGGAAAUGUUGGUAGCAGACUUAUUUAAUUAUGUUGGCUUGGACAGCCUGCACAGAAACUUUGUUUGUUUGUUUCAGGUUCUCCUUGUUAGGUUCUAACCUAUAAUAUCCAUUGUCCGUAAGAUUUAUUGUAUUUCUCCUAAACUUUGGACUGGCCCUGCUCACACAGAGGAGUUCUGGGUUCUGAGUCAUCAAGUGGCAAAAUGCUUAUGUGAAGGAGACCCUAAUACUGAACUGUUGCUUGUGUGAAAUUCUCCAUCUCAGAUACAGGAUUCGCAGGUAGAAUAUUGCCUCCUUCAGCAUGUAAGAAAUAACUUCUCCUUCUCUUGGCCUUGCCCUCUCACAGCUGGCAAAUGGAAUCAAUCCAGGACAAGGCCUUGGCAUCGAGAUCAUUGCUACCUUGCAGUUGGUGCUCUGUGUGCUUGCCACGACAGAUAGGAGGAGGACCGACGUCACUGGAUCGGCACCUUUGGCCAUUGGCCUCUCAGUGGCCCUGGGGCAUCUUCUUGCUGUGAGUAUAAAGUUGGAUCAGGGAACGCUUUGCAGUCUCUGGGACUGCAAAGCACAUUAGGGCAUCCGCUUGUGAACUGCCGAGGAUGAGCAAAUGCAUAACACACACACACAGGCAGAAGAAGCUGCCCAUUUGCAUAAAGCCUGCAUAUGCUAAGUUGUGCAUAUGCUAAGUUGUGAAAUGAAAUAGAAAUGAACUGCAUCUUGCUAUAGGGGAAGUUACCAGAGACUUCUGUGCCAGCUUAGUCUGCUGCCAGGUGCUUUGGAGAGAUGGCUUCAGUUACUUCAAACAGAGCUGAAAACAAAACUAGGUCUCUCCACACACAGCCUGCAUUCAAGCCUGUUUCCUCCUGAAGAGAGAUAUUUAGCACACCAUCCUCUUUGGUGGCUUGAGAGAGAACCAAGACUAACUCACACAAAAUGGAGAUUUGUAACUGAAUACCCCUCGUGUGUGAUCUAAGUUAAACACCACGUGAGAGGGUAGCAGAGAUACAUCAACAGUUCAUCAUUUACCUGUUAGAUUCUCCUUUGUUCAGCUACAGUGGAAGUUUCCAUGCUGUUUAUUUAGCAGCACAAAAUACAGAGUUAUACAGAGUUGUUUUCCACUUCAGUGUGCAGUUAAACAAUUAUACUUAACAAAUGAGAGGUCCUCUGCAAAGCAGGACACAGGUUCAUCUUGAGUUGUAUUCAAAAAAGGAUGCAGUAAAGAAUAUAGAACCAGGAUCAGCAGGGAUGGAGGUGGUGAUCCAAAGGUCUCUUUCCCUAGAAUGGCCUUUUGCUCAUGGGUGCUGCCACUUACACACAACUCCUCUGCUCUGGGUUUAGUUAUAAAAUGGUAUAGAAGGUACCUCAUACCCGGGUCAGACUAUUGGUCUGAAGAACACUGUGAUGUCCACCUCUUCCUGAUCCAUAUCCGAGUCCUGACAAACAUAAACUCAUAAGAGGAGCCCACUUAGACCACUAUCCUCUUCUCACAACAGCUAGUCAGAUGCCCAUGGAAGUCGACAAGCAGGACUUGAGUACAACAGUGUUCUCCCCACCUGUGAGUCCUAGAAUUGGGUGUAGAGAGGUAUACUGCCUCUGCAAUGGAUGCUGCCAGGAACAGUGCUGAGGAGGGCUGCACUGAGGAAGAAUGGUGGCAGCCACCCCUCUCCUUCUGAUCCUGAUCCUGAAUUUUCCCAGGAGCAGGAGGACAGUAUAGAUUUGGAAAAGUGGUUUGCAGAGGGGCAUAGUUCAGAAGGCAGAAGCUGGGAAAUACUGGAUGGGGAAUAGCUAGGAGAAGAAACACUGGAAGAGAGAGAGAGUUAACAGAUUCACUGUCUCUGGGUAGUAUCCACCCCCCUUCCCCAAAGUCCCGGAGAGCUCAGAAAGUGUCAGAACAGAAAGCACAGAGGCUACAAACUCAGAUUACAAGAUGUAGGAGUGACACAGAUUAAUAGGGACGGAGGGAGGAGUGACCUUAACUGGGAGCACCGCCAUUCUGGUUAGAUGCUUUCCUUUGUCCUUCGCUUUGUUUAUUAAAGAAAUUAACUGGUAAGAAUUCCCUUUCAUUUGAUCUGCUCAUUUACGGCCACAGGGGAGGAAGUUGAUUCCCCGAAGCCUGACAGAUGCUCUCUUCGAGGGAUGCUUCCUGAGAUCUUUUUCACUGGAAAUGUGGAAAAGUAGUUUCAACGUGCAACUGGAUAUGAAUUAGCUACCCAUUUGCAUUUGGGAGGUAGACAGGGUCCCUCAACAGACUGCUGAUACCUGAUAGAAAACCUGCCUCCUUGUGAUUGUUGCUCUCUCCUCACUCACCUUAGAUUGACUAUACUGGUUGUGGAAUCAACCCUGCAAGAUCUUUCGGGUCCGCUUUGAUCACCACUAACUUCACCAAUCACUGGGUAAGUUUCAGGUCUUAACACUGAAAUGGGUGCCCGUUUGCAGAGGUACUUGUGGUAUGUGCUACUUGUGGUAUGUGCUGGAAGCAGAGGAGAGUUCUGUUGCGACUGUCGGUUGCCAUUUCCGCCUGCUAUUUGUGGGUUGCCCAUAUAGGAGAUAUGAUAGCCAUCUUCAAAUAUCUGAAGGGCUUUCACACUGAAGGUGGAGCAGACCUGCUCUCUGCUUCUCCAGAGGGUGAGACCAGAACCAGUGGAUUCAAAUUGCAAGGAGAUUCUGGCUAAACAUUAGGAAGAACGUUCUGGCUGUUAGACAGUAGAAUGGACAGCCUUGGAAAGCUUCAUUGCAGUUUAAAAGAGAGGUUAGAAGGCCAUCUCUCAGGGAUUAUUUAUCUGUGAUUUCUGCAUUUGAGGAGGGUUGGACUAGACACACCUGUUUGUUCGUUUGCAAUAUUACAACAACAACAACAACGACAACAACACAGAGACUGGAUUAAAAAGGGAAGCAAAUAACUUAGCAGGGUGCUGUUACCAAGCUAUGGGCAAAACUAAAACUAAUCAGAUCUUCUUAGCUUCUUUUCCCUGCUGGUGUCACCCAGAACUAAUCACCUGUAUACAACCAGUUCUAAAUCACUUUAGUUCCUGCUCACAUUACACCGCCUAUUGACUACAGCACUAUUCAUCUUCUUCUCUAAAAAUCUUCUCUUGGGUGGAGACAGUUUGAGGACCUCUCUUCACUGCCAGGAAAUGAUGAACUGGCAGGGGGUGGAAAUAAUAAUAAUAAUAAUAAUAAUAAUAAUAAUAAUAAUAAAUUUUAUUUAUACCCCGCCCUCCCCAGCCAAGACCGGGCUCAGGGCGGCUAACACCUGAUAUAAAACAAUUGAUCGAAAUACAGCUUAAAAAACAAGAUUAAAAUACAACAUUAAAACAUUAAAAUGCAGCCUCCUUUCAGUGGAAACUCAAAUCAAAAACUUUUUUGGGGAUAAAACGUCAUGUCUUCACUAAGGCUAACUAUCCAGACUGGUCCUACGUGGGCCAGAAAAAAGCCAGGUAAGUCCCCAAAUAGGAGUUCCAUCACAGAGGGAGAAAGGAAAAAAGAAAGAGGGGGAGGGAAUCAAAUUGAUUCCAAGCCAAAGGCCAGGCGGAACAACUCUGUCUUACAGGCCCUGCAGAAAGAAAUCAGAUCCUGCAGGGCCCUGGUCUCAUGAGGCAGAGUGUUCCACCAGGCUGGAGCCAGGGUUGAAAAGGCCCUGGCUCUGGUUGAGGCUAAUCUGACUUCCUUAGGGCCCGGGACCUCUAGGGUGUUGCUUAUGCCUCUGAAAUAACUGGUUGCAAAAUGGCAAUGUUUCUCUGGGAACUGCUCUGUCAAAUGUGUCUUCCAUUGACCUUGCAUUUCAGAUUUUCUGGGUUGGCCCGCUGAUUGGAGGGGCCAGCGCCGCCCUCAUCUAUGACUUCAUCCUGGCUCCUAGGAGCAGCGACGUAACCGAUCGCAUGAAGGUCUGGACCAGUGGCCAGGUGGAAGAAUAUGAUCUCGAUGCCGAUGACUCCAGGGUGGAGAUGAAACCAAAAUAGAGGCGAACCGAGACAGGAAGAAAAAGAAGACAAACAAAACCAAUCUCCGAAGAUUUUUAUCAGUAUUAUAGACUCUUUGUAAAGCAACAAGCAAUUCUUCCCAAAAAUUUUAUAAGUCAUUAGAGUUUUCCUUCUCUUAUUUCGUGCCUAUUCUUUCCAGACUUUUAGAUCUGUGGCUGCACAGUGAGACAAAACAAAAUUGGUGGGGCGGGGGGAGGAGAUGUCUAUAUUUUGUACUAUAUAUGUGUGAAAGAGCUAGGGAGAAGAUUUGCAGUAAUGAUUCUGGAAGUCCAAGUUUAGAUUUCUUAAUCCAAAGGGACUGGCUUCUCCUGCAGUUUGAUGGGCAUAUUGCAAUGAAGCCCACAUGUUCAACAGCCUACAGGCAGUCAGAAAGGGAUACCUGAAGAGAUUUCACCUGCCAAAUUCUAGAAAUGAAAAAAAAAGUAAAUGGAAGUGCCUGGUGAGAAGAUUUUGAACACGGAAGGCCAAUUUUGAUAUGCUGCAGAUUGUGCCGAUCUCUAGAAAGUGUCUGAGACACCAGAAGUGGUUUGUUGUUUUUUAAAAAUCACAUGCAGACCCAUUUAAGAACAGGUUCCAGAAAGAAGUUGGUGUUAUUUAGUGCUAUUUUUCCAGAAAAAGAGGUGCUGGAACUCACCAUGAACACCUCCCUUGUUUUCUUAUAAUGGCAAUGGCACCCACCUGAGUUCUGGUGAGUUCCAGCUGAAAAAAAGCCCUGGUGUUACUUAGGCGCAUACUCUUACUUACAAAUCAUAUGCGUUUAUAUAUUAUAUGCAUGUCGCUGCAUACAAAAUCCAAAAGAGAGGCAUAAGGCUAAAGUAUGGAAUAUCUCUUAUUUCUUACAACUUGAAAGGACUUCUCUUCCCCUUUGUAGACAUCUGUUGGCAAUUUAUUUAUUUUCAAAGCCACACCUUGACGAAAAGUUGGCAAGGGCCAGGUAUAAUUUUUGUCACCUGGCCCACCGAUAGCCCUGGAGAUCAAAGGCUAGCAUACCAGCUACCAGGAAAUUCCCAAGUCAAGCGUCAAUGAAAUUAGUGGGGGUUAACACAAUUGGUUUUUCAAAGCUCCCCUACAUUCCCAAUGAGGUUUGUGCAGGAUACUGGGUUGUGCCAGUAAACAUUAUUGUAUGUAAUUAACGUCAGCCCAGGUUUAUUCAUGUCUGUUAACACGCAUUCCUCUUCACGAUGCACCAUUAAUUCUGCCGCAUGUAAAAACGCUACCGACUCCCAAUAAAUGUUUACACCUUAUAGUUUUGCAUGUAUGUAAACUGUAUCUGUACAUACCCAUAUUAUAAAUCAGCUCCCCGCCCCGCCCCCACCAACCUGCUUUGGGAUGACAUCAGUCAUCAACUCCAAUCAACAUAGCAGCGAAUGAUGGGAUUUGUAGUCCAAAACAUCAGAAUGGGGCCAGAGAAUACAUGUCUAAAGAAUAAAUCAAAUAUUUUCACAAUUUUUCAUAAAUUUCAAAUCAGGAAAAAGUUCCAAAUUCUUUUAUUGUUCAGAAGUUUGCUUUGAGGGAUACUUAACGUAAAGUAUCAAAAUUUUGUGGAUGGGUUUUAUAGCAACAAUGUUGUGCAUUAGCUUGAACUCAUUAGUUUUGCAAGUUUAUUUAAUAAUAAUAAAAUAAAUUUUUAUUUGUACCCCAUCCUCCCCGGCUGGAGCCGGGCUCAGAGCGACUAACAUCAUAUAAAUAAUACAAUAUGCAUAAAAACAAGCAGUUGAUCGAUUAAAAUGCAUCCCAAAAUUAAUUCAAAUAAAUUAAAAUUAAAACUGGGCAAAUGACAAUCCUCAGUUUAAAACUGAAAGUGAUUAAUACUCAAAAGGACCAACUGUUUCUAUUGAUAUUAUAAGGACCUGUGAAACCUUUCUCCCCCAUGAUGACAUCCCAACAGCAACGAAAAAUGCAGUCCUAUCCCAGAUUAGGAAUAUCGGAGGAAAAAAUAGAUGGGGAUAAUCUGAACUGGAUUUCUACAAAUGAAUUUAAAUUAGAAGAAUGUACUGGAAAAAAAACCACUUCAGUCCUAAAUCCUCAAUAAACAGCAGUAACCAGGAAAAAGAUACAAUGAUAAUUUUUCCUUUAUCUCUCUUUCAAGAGCAACAUCCAUUUCCCAAGGCAUUCUGGAGUAGUUCAGUUCUCACAACAGCCCCGUUAGGUAGGCAAGAUGGAGCGAUAGGGACUGUUCCGAGGUCACCCAUUGAGCUGAGCUAUAUGGCAAAGUGGGAAUUUGAUUCAAACUCUGUGUAGUUUAACUCUGGCACUAUUUACUUGACCUUUCUGGCUCAGUUUAGCAAACACUCAAAUCUUCAUAACCGUCACAACACCCAUAUAGGGAAGUCGCUCCCUAGGAGGAAAAAUGGCGGCCUUGGGGAUUUUUUUUUAGUUCAGAGAAAAGGUAACUAAGAGAUGGGAUAGUAGAAGACAACACAUAUAUAUUGGCUCCCAGUACGUUUCCAAGCACAAUUCAAAGUGUUGGUGCUGACCUUUCAAGCCCUAAACGGCCUCGGUCCAGUAUACCUGAAGGAGCAUCUCCACCCCCAUCAUUCAGCCCGGACACUGAGGUCCAGCUCCGAGGGCCUUCUGGCGGUUCCCUCCCUGUGAGAAAUGAGGUUACAGGGAACCAGGCAGAGGGCCUUCUCAGUGGUGGCGCCCGCCCUGUGGAAUGCCCUCCCAGCAGAUGUCAAGGCAAUAAACAACUAUUUUACUUUUAAAAGACACCUGAAGGCGGCCCUGUUUAGGGAAGUUUUUAAUGUCUGAAGCUGUAUUGUUUUUGAGAUUUGGUUGGAAGCUGCCCAGAGUGGCUGGGGAGACCCAGUCAGAUGGGCGGGGUAUAAAUAAUAAAUUAUUAUUAUUAUUAACUCUCCAACAUGCUAACUCUCCAAUGGCUUGACUUCAUCUAAGAAGCCCCACACUUCCACUGUCUCCCAAGGCAGAUGGAUUGCCAACCAUGGUAGAAUUUAAUAAAAUUACGCAUGGAGAAAAUGGAUAGAUAUAUUUCUCUCUCUCUCUUGCAACACUAGAACUCUCAGACAUGCAAUGAAACUGAAUGUUGGUAGAUUCAGGACAGAUAAAUGGAAGUACGUCUUCAUGCAGAAUAUAAUUAAACUUUGGAACUCGCUGCCACUUGAUGCCGUACUGGCCAUCUUUGAAAGAGACUUGAAAAGAGGAUUCAACAAAUGUAUGGAGGACAAGGCUGUCAAUCUCUCUCUCUCUCUCUCUCUCUCUCUCUCUCUCUCUAUAUAUAUAUUACCUCCACUGUCAGAGACAAUAUGCCUCUAAGUAUCAGUUUCUGGGAAUCGCAGGUGGUCAGAGCAUCCUUGCAUUCGUGUCCAGUUUCUUAGUUUCCACAGGCAUCUGGUUGGCAACGUUGAGAACAAUAUGCUGGACCAGAUGCUGAACCACGUUGUUGCGAUGUACGGAAGCCCUCAGGAGUCAAACUGUAUUUUAAGUAGAGCUCCAUUCCAAUUGCUGUCUUGCAUCACCAUAAAGCAGUCUUCUUAACAUCCAGGAAUCAGCACACACAGGCAGGAUUGCAUACAAAGCGGGGACGUCUACCUAGAAGAGAUAGGGGGAAGCAGGUUCUGGCACCUGCCAGCCUUGCCCAUAAGUUUCUCUGUUUGUAUUCUGUUUCCUUGAAUAAAGAAUCAACUUU
This is a messenger RNA of Podarcis lilfordi (Lilford's wall lizard), 39336 nucleotides long. The record is from the annotation of a GenBank genome assembly. NCBI's taxonomy places the organism in Eukaryota, Metazoa, Chordata, Lepidosauria, Squamata, Lacertidae.